AUGGCGAUAGCGGGCUUUGGGAUGAGACUGUCGCUGCAUUCUGAUGCAGUGCCAACUUUGUUCCCUGACACGGACAACUUCAAGGCAUUACAGCCGAAAGCCCUAAGGCCAGACGAGUUAGGAGCCCCCAAACGGAAACGUGACAACUAUGGUGCUUUUGCCAAGAGAAAUCGCAAAACGCUGGACUAUUACUUGUCUUUAGGCUCGAAGGCGCGCAAGGAAUUACUGUUGGUCAUCAGAAGCAAGCGUCUUCUCUCUGACAUUCGCAUGCUGUCACCAGCUGAACAGACCUCGAUGCUGGAGGCUCAACACAAGGUGGUCUGCCAAUUUGCGCCAAAAUUUGUCUGCUUUUCAUACGCAGCAAUGAAACAGAGAUUGCAUCUGGCAGCCCUGCAUUCCGUUUCUAAUGCGCACAGGAAACAUGCAGAGAAGAAGAACGGCGAAAAGCGCUACAGGAUUUCGUAUCCAAAGUACAAGGCGGGACACCAUGUCGUGAAACCUGUCAAAGAGGCCUGCAAUUAUGAUUAUGUCACAGAGCUCAUGGUUGAAUUGCUGCAAUUAAAACAACAGUUCAAGAGCACCCGGAUUGCUAAGCAGGCAUCUUCUUCCAUUCUGUUCUCUCCACCACCAUUAGCAUCAUCUGCGAAGAAAAUUUUAAAGAAUGAAGCAGUGCAGUUGCACCGCUCUAGGUUUAAUUAAUUACAGUAAUUGGAAACAACUUGGCAUGCCAUUUGUCAUGUACUGCUCCAGCU
This is a messenger RNA of Dreissena polymorpha, 752 nucleotides long. RefSeq lists its product as uncharacterized. The record is from RefSeq and is a predicted model, not a curated record. NCBI's taxonomy places the organism in Eukaryota, Metazoa, Mollusca, Bivalvia, Myida, Dreissenidae. The coding region runs from base 1 to 699 and encodes 232 amino acids. The transcript has 4 exons.